GUGAAGCUCUUCAAACAGAAAUUGAAUUUCUGCAGAUGAAAUUAUCACAAAAGUCUUCAGGCAAAUAAAUACCAUAAUAUACAGAAGACUGAUUGAAAUGUCACAGAAACAGAUGCUUGACAUUUGGAUUGUUGCACUUUUUCUGCUUGGGACAACCAGAGGAAAUGAAGUUUGUUUUGAAAGGCUCGGGUGCUUCACAGAUGAUAAACCAUGGGCUGGAACUAUACAAAGACCACUGGCAAAGUUACCAUGGAGUCCAGAAAAGAUAAACACCCGCUUCCUUCUUUACACAAAAAAGAAUCCUAAUAACGUUCAAGAGAUCACUGCAAUAAAUCCAUCAACGAUUCGCUCCUCAAAUUUCGAUCCAAGCAAAAUAACACGUUUUAUUAUCCAUGGAUUUCUAGGCCAAGGAGAUGAAACCUGGCAGUCAGAGAUGUGCAGGAGGAUGUUUGGAGUGGAAGACGUGAACUGCAUCAGCGUAGACUGGAGUGGUGGGUCAAAGUGUGAAUAUACCCAGGCAUCAAACAAUAUCCGUGUCGUGGGUGCGGAAGUGGCUUAUUUUAUAAAAGUGCUUACGGAACAAUAUGGAUACUCUCCUUCCAAAGUCCAUUUCAUUGCCCACAGCCUUGGAGCACACGCUGCAGGGGAGGCAGGAAGAAGGAGGCCAGGCGUUGGAAGAAUAACUGGACUGGAUCCUGCUCAGCCUUAUUUUCAAGAUACUCCAAUUGAAGUUAGACUGGAUCAGACUGAUGCAGCCUUUGUUGAUAUUAUUCAUACUGAUUCAGCUCCCACAAUUCCAAAUCUGGGUUUUGGAAUGAGCCAGGCUAUAGGACAUCUUGAUUUCUAUCCAAACGGAGGAAUACAAAUGCCAGGAUGCACGAAUACUGUUUCACAGAAUGUUGACAUUGAUGAAAUGGGGAAAGGAAUGAUUGAGUCGGUUGGUUGUAAUCAUUUGCGAAGCUUCAUGUAUUAUUCUGACAGCAUCAUCUCUCCCGAUGGCUUUCUUGGAUACACCUGUGCUUCAUAUGAGACUUUUCAGACAGAAAGCUGCUUCCCAUGCCCAAAAGGCGGAUGCCCCCAAAUGGGUCACUAUGCGGAUAAAUAUAAAGACAGAGUUACUUCUGGGAUCCAGAAACUUUAUCUGAACACUGGAGAGGCCACAAAUUUUGCUCGUUGGAGGUAUAAAGUAUCUGUGGCAAUUGCUGGCAACAGUGAAGUGAGUGGGUAUGUAAAUAUUGCCCUGUACGGCGCUGGAGGAAACACAAAGCAAUAUGAAAUUGUUCAGGGGACCCUCAAACCAGGCAAAACAUAUGCCAACUUCAUUGACGUGGAACUUAAAGUUGGGACAAUUACGAAAGUUAAAUUUCUUUGGCACAACAAUGUCUCAACCCAACCCACACUGGGAGCAGCAAAGGUCACAGUGCAAGCUGGAGAAGAUGGAAAAGUGUUUAAUUUCUGUGGCAGCGGAACUGUGCAACAGAACGUUCUGCAAACUCUUACAUCUUGCUAACAACAUACAAAAAUGUCAGCGC
Molecule: messenger RNA, 1532 nt
Organism: Mauremys reevesii (Reeves's turtle)
Lineage: Eukaryota; Metazoa; Chordata; Testudines; Geoemydidae
Product: pancreatic lipase-related protein 2-like
Exons: 14
Coding region: 98-1510 (470 amino acids)
Biological process (GO): lipid metabolic process
Molecular function (GO): triacylglycerol lipase activity; protein binding
Source: RefSeq, a predicted model, not a curated record